Molecule: messenger RNA, 2011 nt
Organism: Olea europaea var. sylvestris
Lineage: Eukaryota; Viridiplantae; Streptophyta; Magnoliopsida; Lamiales; Oleaceae
Exons: 6
Coding region: 277-1557 (426 amino acids)
Source: RefSeq, a predicted model, not a curated record
AAUAAAAAUAGAGGAAGACGCCAAACACACACAGUUGAAAUCUUCCAUUUCUUCUUCAACACACAUUUGCAAACAGACCCUUUGAAAAACCUUCAAAAACCCUAAUUACUAUAAUCCCAAAUUCGCUUAAUUCGAUCUCAUUUUGCUUCACUUUUUCAUAUUUUUUUUGUAAUCGUUUGCUAACGAAUUCCCCAAUUCAAAAUACUCGCACUAGUACACAACAUAGACGACUUACUGUUCAUACACGCAGGAUUUGAUUUAACUGAAUUGAGCAUAAUGUCAGGUUCGGGAGGCUUUGCGGUGUCGCGGAGCCAUGGUGGGGACAGGUUUUACAACCCACCGGCUGUACGUCGGCACCAGCAGAUGCUGUUGCAGCAGCAGCCGGAGCAGCAGGUGUUACAGCAGCAGCAUCGGCAGAAGCACCAGUUGCCAAGGGCGCCGGUGAAGUCGGAAUCUUCUUCCGCCGCUGCAGUGGUGGAGGCGGGAAAUCGGAGUGAGUCCGAUGAUUCAACGAAGUCAUUUUCUAGACCAUCUUCUGUCAGCUCGGCAUCGCCCCCCAGACCAAUGCCGGUGAAUGUUACGAACUUAGACCGUUUGAUGGAUUCUGUCACUCCUUUCGUUCCUGCUCAGAAUUUCUCUGAGGUGCGAGUAAGAAGAAGGAAAAUGCAGGAAGUAGAGUCCCUUCCAUUUUAUUGCUUGGAGGAUCUUUGGGAAUCUUUUCGUGAAUGGAGCGUGUAUGGAGCUGGAGUACCUUUGUUGUUAAAUGGGAAGGACCUAAUCACACAAUAUUAUGUUCCGUACUUGUCAGGCCUACAGUUGUACAUAGACGAGUCAAAGCCUCCUCCUCAUCGCAGGAGGCCUGGUGAGGAGAGCGAUUCUGAGUCAUCUAGGGAGACAAGUAGUGCUGGCAGCAGUGAUCGUGAAGCAGAUAAGCGAUCCAAAUCCCCAGUUGAUGGAUGUCGGCCUCAUCAGAAUGCCCAGCAACUGAAUAGGCUGUCAACGGAUAAAUUUGUCAAAAGUUCAUCGAGUGAUGAAGCUGAAAUUUCCAAUUGGCCUGGAUUACUCUUGUUUGAAUACUUAGAACAAGAACAACCACAUCUACGUAAACCACUAAGUGAUAAGAUUUCUAUUCUUGCAUCUCAAUUUCCUGAGCUGAGACAGUGUAGGAGCUGUGAUCUACUCCCGUCAAGUUGGAUUUCUGUAGCUUGGUAUCCAAUUUAUAGAAUACCUGUGAGCCCAACUCUAAAGGAUUUGGAUGCAUCUUUUUUGACAUUUCAUUCCUUGUCAACACUAUCUAGAAGUAAUUUUCCACCUCGAUUUCAUGCUGCGUAUACUAGGAAAGUCCGUGACAUUGUUGACCCAUCUUCGAAAAUUUCUUUGCCAGUCUUUGGCCUAGCUUCCUACAAGCUGAAAGGUUCACUUUUGAGUCCUACUGGACCCCGUGAAUGUGAGCAAGAGAACUAUCUUUUGCAAUCUGCCGACAACUGGCUUCGAAAUUUGCAGGUGAACCACCCCGAUUACCAAUUCUUUCGCACUCACUACUCUCAACGAAGAUGAUGGGGUCUGAAUUUUCUUCACGUGCCCAUAUCUAGUUGUAGUGGCUGAAGUUCAGUGCCAAUUUUGGUACAGAAGACAGAUUUUUGGAAGCUAAACUGCUAUACAAAAAACAAUUCCCUCUCCAACAAAUAUCCUGGUGAAAAAUUGUGCAGUGUUGUUUAACUACUGUUUUACCUUUUAGUUGUGUAAAAUUCUUUCAAAGGCGUUAUUAUCAAAAGAGUAGGAUAUAAUCAUGCAGCAGCAGGUGGUGGCUGUUGAUGCGCAUGAGAAAAUUGAUCGUUGAUAUCCAUAUGUUAGUAGAAUGGCUGAGUAUGGAGCCGGUAGACUUAGAUGUCCCCAACUGCUGUCUGUUGAUGAUGAAAACUUGACCAAUCCGUAGUCUUUACUUCUAAAUGAAUGUAUAAAUCCUAUAUCAACUUAGAAGAGUUUUCAAAAAAUGUUCUUAAAAUUUUUA